Parnassius mnemosyne (clouded apollo) is the source of this 876-nucleotide messenger RNA. The record is from the annotation of a GenBank genome assembly. Lineage: Eukaryota; Metazoa; Arthropoda; Insecta; Lepidoptera; Papilionidae.
AUGUUAUCGUGUCUUGUGUUAAAUGAGCUCACCGCUCGUUUACCAAACACGCCGGUUGAUAUCAAGUCAGUUAAAUUACCAAAAAAUAUUCAAUUGGCUGACCCCAUGUUUUAUCAGCCAGCUGCCAUAGAUGUACUAAUAGGUGCUGGUCUCUUCUGUGACAUUCUAGGCAACGAACAACGUUCUCUAGGACCAAACAAUCCUAAGUUAAGGAGUUCACAGUUAGGUUGGAUAAUCUCUGGCCCUAUAAAUUCAGCAGUAUCUAGCAAUAGGAUACACUGUAAUCACGCCAUCGUCUCUUCAUCGCAAAAUGAAAAUAUAGAACAGUUAGUUUCUAAAUUUUGGGAGUUAGAAGAAGUUCCGAAAAAGUCAAUCAUAAGUGAAGAUGAAAGCGAGUGUGAAAGGCACUUUCUCGCUAAUACCAUAAGAGAUGAAGAAGGUAGGUUUUGUGUCAAAUUACCUUUGAAAGAAUCAGUAGAUUGUUUAGGUGAUAUCACUAGACAGAAAACAUUUGUAGCUAAUCGUAUUAGCGAAAUAUUGGAGCAUGCUUCACCGCUAUCAUGGAGAUACGUUCCAACCGAUUUAAAUCCUGCGGAUUUCAUUUCAAGAGAGGUAAAUGCAAAAAACAUCAUGUCAUUGUCACUUUGGUGGUCGGGACCCACAUUUUUACUUGAAAAUGAAAUCAAAUGGCCAGUAUUGAAUGCCAAGGAAUCUGAUCCUUUACCCGAAUUGAAAGUGCACUCUGUAAUAAUUAGUGAACCUUUUUUAGAUUUUGAAAGAUAUUCUUCUCUCAAUAAACUACAACGUUUAUUUUCUUACGUGCAAAGAUUCAUAUUUAACACUAAAAUAGCAAUGCGAAACGCGCAGGUUUAUUAA